AUGGGAGAAGACAUGUUCCAUUUACUGAAAUGGAAAAAUGAUCUAAACAUAGAAGAUAUUGUUCACACACUCAAAGCCAAAAAUCUGUUUCCCAGCAAAUUAAUCUGUCCAAACUGCACGAGUGACAUGGUUAUUCACAAGGAUAGUAGCAGGAAAGACCACUAUCGAUGGGUCUGCAGAAAAUGCCGAAAGCGUAAGCCCAUAAGAAUAAACACAUGGGCCUCAAACUACAGAAUCCCAUUUACAGAGCUCUACACUCUUGUUCGGUUUUAUGUGGAAGACGUGCCAGUAGAUGCUGCAGCUUAUAGACUGCAGCUUGACUAUGAAGUUGUCAAAACCCUAUUUGCUGAUCUUGACGGACUUCAGCCUGUAUUUGUAAAUAAAAUGUGCAAAAUUAUCGACAAGGAAGUAAAAAAUACACAAAUAAGGAACAGUUUAAACGUAACUAGGCAAAAUUUUAGAAAGCUUUCAAAAGUCUUUGUACUUUCCCGUGUAUUUAAUGUUGUUCUUGAGACUCUUCACGAAGAAAACCACCGUUGCAGAAAAAAUACGAUCGGUGGCAUUCUGUAA
Vittaforma corneae ATCC 50505 is the source of this 570-nucleotide messenger RNA. RefSeq lists its product as uncharacterized. Bases 1 to 570 code for a protein of 189 amino acids. The transcript has a single exon. Lineage: Eukaryota; Fungi; Microsporidia; Nosematidae. The record is from RefSeq and is a predicted model, not a curated record.